GUGACGUCAGCCUCGGGCACUUCCGCCUCCAAGCUCGGCUCUGGUCGGAGAAUCUCUUCCCCCUCCUUCCUGUUACGUCACAUUCGCUCAAGCUUACUAGACCCCGCCUCCAUUUGCUGUAAUCUUGUGGCUAUGACAGAAGAGGCCAUUCCUAUCUCUUUUGUGCCAGGACAAGAAAUACGAUGUGUUCUUCACUGGUUUUCUGAAUGGACAGAACAUCAACGAAACCGCUUUCUUCAGGACCUGCUGUGCAAAGCAGUGCCUGGGAAACUGUGCCUGCUUCUCGAAGGACUGGGCUCCUUGCAACUUUCUGCACCCCCACCAAGCCUUUUUCAGUGUCAAAUGAAACUUUGGGAUCAGUGGUUCCAAAGCUGGGACGAGGAUGAAAGAAAUGAAUUUUUACGACAACUGGAGCAGCAGGAACCCAGCUUUGUGGCCCAGUUUUACAAGGAAGUGGCAGGAACUGCAGGCAAGGCCUAGCCACCAUAGAUGAGAGGUGUUUGAAUGCAUUUCAUAAGUAGGGGAUGAUAAAACAAGAGGAAACGUCGUGGGAGAAUAUGGAAGCUUUAAAGGGGUUUUCCUGGAGUAGAAUAUUGAUUGAAACUUCACCAGACAGCUGUUUGAAGGGUCUGCAGUGCUCCGAUAAGUGCUGCGGCCUCCUCACAGCUUUCCGAACACUGUAUAGUGUCUGUCCUUGGUAUUGCAGCCCAGCCCCAUUCACUUAAAUGGGACUGAGCUGUACCCAGGUCAUGUGACCGAUAAAUAUGGCAUCACUGGCCUAGGAAGAGGCCACCUUCUCUUCCAUCAACUGAUCGGCAGGGGUGUUUGGAGUCAGACCCCCAUCGAUCAGAUAUUCAUGACCUAUCCUGAGGAUAGGUCCUCAAUAUUCUACCCCCGGAAAACCCCUUUAAUUCUUUCAUAUAUACAUUAGUAUUGCAGAUUCUAGUGCCUUGCAGUUUCCUUACUUUUUUUAAUAAACGAUGAGGAGCAAUUUUUGUUUUUUGUUCCAGGUUUAUCUUGUAAAACGUUUUAGGAAGAGACCAGUCAGUGCAUUUCCAGGAGACGUCGCUGAAAUGUGAAGGCAGUUAUGUGGAAAUUGUUACAUAACUUAAUUACUUUGCCAUUUUCUGGUUCUUUCUAGUAAAAUCCGCUUCUGCAGGAGUUUUGAUUUCUUUCUGUUAAUCUCAUAAAGGAUGAAAUCGUAUCCUCUCCUCCACUCCGGUCUGGAGUGAAUUUUCCACCUUCUUUAGAAAUCCUUCAUUGGACAACUUCUAUCUCAGGGCUGUGAAUGGUAAAUGUCUCUUAUUUGCAAGACUCUCGCCCUGUGUUUACGCCAGCAGAUGGCGAGAAGCAGCAUUGUGCAAAAGAGGACUCCAAAGCUACCACCGAUUAGACCAACGUGGCUGAGAAUGCGGUUUUGAGAGCCAGGGGACAGGAACCUGCAGAAAAGAAAAUUAGGUUACCAAGCAAUGAGAUGGACAUGCCCAAAAUUGGCAUUCUGUUACUAUAAAGUAAGGGUGCUGCCACACAGUUUUUGUCAUGGCGGGGUUUAUUUAUCUCCCCCCCCAAAAAAAAAAAAGUACAAAAAUGGCAGCAGUUUUGUGGUGUUUUUGCCUAACUAGUGUUUAUAUAGGAAAGUAUGUGCUCCUCUCUGAUGUCACUUCCUCUUUAGAUCAGUAUGGGAAAAACGCUACAUGCAUUUCCGCUUGUAUUUAAAAAAAAAAAAAAAAA
Messenger RNA from Bufo bufo (common toad), 1731 nucleotides. RefSeq names its product chromosome 2 C14orf119 homolog (gene C2H14orf119). Bases 133 to 480 code for a protein of 115 amino acids. The transcript is spliced from 2 exons. The record is from RefSeq and is a predicted model, not a curated record. Lineage: Eukaryota; Metazoa; Chordata; Amphibia; Anura; Bufonidae.